This is a messenger RNA of Pygocentrus nattereri (red-bellied piranha), 4585 nucleotides long. It is a transcript of the gene anks3, whose product is annotated as ankyrin repeat and sterile alpha motif domain containing 3. The record is from RefSeq and is a predicted model, not a curated record. Bases 381 to 2240 code for a protein of 619 amino acids. Gene Ontology annotation, molecular function: protein binding. Lineage: Eukaryota; Metazoa; Chordata; Actinopteri; Characiformes; Serrasalmidae. Gene Ontology annotation, cellular component: cilium. The transcript has 15 exons.
ACUCGGCGUCUACACAUUCCUGUAAAUGUUUUUUUUUUAUAUGUAUUUUUUUUUUUGUCCAGUUUCUUGAGAUUCCCUCAUUCUUGAGUUCGCCUCUGACUUUUAGCAGCUGGAUCUGAUUAAUAACCCGUCUAAAAUAAACAGACAUUCCGAGCUGAUAAAUGAGGUUUAAUGCGGUUUAAUGAGGUCUAACGCUUUUAGGAGUGGUUUAAGGCGAAGCUAGUCGUGUUUAGCAAAACGUGUCCGUUUUAAAUGUCCUCAAAACUGUUAGUUAACCUACUGCACACCAGCGAGACUCCUACACACACAAGACAAGGCAGCAGCUUUUCUACAACACUUUGUGUUGAAGCGCUUGUGUUUACAGGCUUGUUUAUCGGAGGAUGUCGGAGCUAAGCGAUGAAGCCAGCGAGUCGGAGCAGCUUGGGGCGAGUUUGUCUGUUUGGUUAGCCCACAGCGGGAGCGGCUUGAUCCGACCGGAGGAGCUGGACGUGCCACUGGACCUUCAUACCGCCUGCUCCAUCGGACAGUACGACGUGGUGGUGGAGUGUAUUCGGAGGGGAGAUGUGGAUAUGGAUGCGAAGAACCUUGGUGGUUGGACUCCAUUGAUGUAUGCAGCGUAUAUUGGUCACGACAACAUUGUUAAUCUGCUCCUGGAGUCUGGCGUUAGUGUCAAUGCUAGCACUGCUAAAGGGCUAACACCACUAAUGCUAGCUGCCAGCUGUGGCAAUGAGCGCAUCGCUAACUUCCUCCUACAGAAAGGGGCAGAACUUGAGCGGAAGGAUGGGCGGGGCUGGACAGCUCUUCUGCACAGUACGAGUACUGGACAUCAACAGAUGGUCAAAUUUCUCCUGGACAACAAUGCAAAUGCUAAUGUCAAGGAGCCAGUGUUAGGAUUCACACCACUGAUGGAGGCUGCAGCAUCAGGUCAUGAGAUCAUUGUCCAGUAUCUUUUUGACCAUGGUGCACGAGUUGAGGAGAAGAAUUUUAAGGGUGAGACGGCGAGAGUGUUAGCCAUGAUGUACGGCCACACCAAGAUUGCAAGUCUUAUAGACAUGCAUUCUAUGAGAGUAAAGCAAGGUGUGUACGAGGAAUUAAGCUCAUCAGAAGAGGACAGCCCAGUUCCCGGCCUUAGAUCAACCCGCAGCAGAACCAGAGGCCCCAGCAUACACGAUGGCCCGCAGGCCAUAGCCCGCUUUAGAGUGGGUCCCAAACAUGACUUUGCAUUGGCGCCGCCUGGCUACAUGACAUUCCGCGAUGUUGGUGACCAGAAUGUGGGCAUUUGCAACCGUGAUGUCACUUCCCCCAUCAAUGAACUGGACGGCCAGAGCAACAGCAGUCGAGACGAGCUGUUCUUUGAUAAUGACAUGCCCACCAUAAGGAGCAGCAGCAGCAGUAGCGACGGUUUGCCACGCCUCCUUGGCCUCAGCAGGGAGGGGUCGCUGGAGAGUAACGAGGACUCAGACCAGGCCAAGAGGAGGUGCCCCCGACGAGCCAACAAACUUCAUCACUCUAAGAGCAAAAGUCGUCAUAGCAACAGCGACUCUACUCCACCCAGCAGCACAAAGAAUUGUGGGAUGCCCCCACCCUACACAGGCCCCAAGGACCUGGCAGAGUUCCUGGAGCAGAUAGGCUUUAGUAAGUACCUCCCUCUGCUGGAGGAGCAAGACCUCGACUUGCGGAUCUUCCUCACACUGACUGAGAACGACCUCAAAGAAGUGGGCAUCACUCUGUUUGGUCCCAAGAGGAAGAUGACAUCAGCAAUAGCACGUUGGCAUAGUAACGCCCGACCACCCAGUGAUGCAUUAGAGCAGGCAUACGCUGACAAACUGGAGGCCGAGAUGCAGGAGAUGGCCAUUCAGCUCCAUAAGCGCUGUGUGGAGGUGGAGUCUCUGCAGGGCCAGGUCUCUCAGGAGAAGGAGCUACGCACUGUGAUGGAGGGAUGUCUGAUGGAGGAGAAGAUGGCAUGGAGGACUGUGCAAGCAAAACUGCAGGAAAGCGUUAAGCAAAUCCAGGCCAUGAAUGCCAUGUUGCACACACUCCGAAAUACGCACUCGCAGUUGUCACAGUGUAUCCAGAGUGACGGUCAGGCUAAAGACAAUGGCACAGUGUGCUCUGAGAUGCUGUCUAACAUGGAGUCCUGUGAAGAGAAACUAGCUGAUGGCCUAAAAGCACUCUGCCAGAGUCUACAGCACCUUGUCGCCCCAGAGAAGAAUUCCAAUAGCUGGCAGGAGGAAUCCUAGCACCUGCAUCAUCUCUUCCAGAGUUUCACUGACGGGGGGUGAAGGCAUCACCCCGAACAAAAGUAUGCAGAGAACUGCCUGAGCUGGCCAGAGGGCGAAUGAAAGAUGAUGUCCAAAAGAUGGAUAGAAAGAUGGUGAGAAGAAAAGGUGGGGUAAACAAAAUGUCCCUUUAAAGAAAGAAGGCAGCAAAUCGACAAGCAGGUGGAGGGCUGAAGCCCGAACCUGUGCUUCGGUUAUACAGGACUGACUGCAUGACGAGAAUGCGGCUCUAACCAACUCAAGACAAUCCAAUCUCAAAGGGGAGCCAGGGGUUGUGGUAUUAAUCCAGAAAAUCCCUCCACUGGCAUAAGAAGGCAUGCAGACUUCAUUAUCUUCACACAUACAUCAACUGAUACUAUGCAAUGCUGCGCCACAAAUCAAAGCUCUGAGAGUUUAACUGUAAACUUGCAAUGGACCAAAUAUUUUGUCUCCACAGACUCAGAACCAGGCCUAGGUAAUCAGCUGGUUACAAUCAGUGUGGCUUAUCAAUUACCUUUACAGCAUUAUAGUCACUGGUAAUUAUACAAUCAGUAUCCACUCUUUUGGAGACCUUUACCUUGUAGAUCAACUUUGUUGCUGUUUCUGUAGCUGACAUGCAGUUAUUGUUUGCUGCCCUCUAACCCACAGGUGCCUUUGUGCAUUGAGUUUUUCAGCUCUAACACAGUGUUUCUCACCCCUGGUCCUGGAGGCCCACUGCCCUGCAGCUUUGUGCUUUCCUUGCUUCGGUAUGCCCACUUCAGCUGAGUAAGGUCUUCUUAGUGGGCUGAUUAUUUGGAUCAGGUGUGUUGGGAGCAGGGAAAACACUACAAAGUGCAGGGCAGUGGGCCUCCAGGACCAGGAUUGAGACAGGUCUAGCACAAACAUAUAAAGGACUUGUUAAUUAGCUGAUGAGUCAGACCAGGUGUGUUGGGUGCAGAGGAAACCUGGAAGUAGGGGUGCACACUCCUGGAGAUCUUGGCCUUCCAAGUUCUUGGUCUGCAGGGCAUCUGACUAUUAGAAUCAGGUGUGUUGGCUGAUCUUUCCAGGUUGUUAGAGCUCCAGGAUUAAGAUUUAGCACCCCUGCACUGAAAUGUGCAGAGUAGGGGGUACUUCAGGAACAUGGCUGGGAACCACUGCUCUAGUCCUUCAUAAAUAGUCAGUUUCUGACUAUAAAUAUUUAGUAGAUAUUUUUGGAUGGUGGACCAUUCAAAUGAGUGACACUGAUGUGUGUUUAUAAAAAAAAAAAAAUCCAGCAAAAUAACUGCAUCAUACUCAUACCAACACACACAAACCACCAUACCACUACCAUAUCGGUGUCACUACUGUGUUGAGUCUGAGCCAUCGCUCAAAAAAAAAUUUGAUCAACAGAUUCAAUGCUGAAUGACUCCUACACUGUGCAUGACAGCAGAAAGACUAGAGUCUGUAAUUGUAUAUCAAUCAAGUGGUGUUUGCGAGUUGUCCCUGACAGGAUUUGAAGGACUCAGUCUCUGAAACACCCCCCCCCCCCCCCCCCAAUUUUUACUUCAUAGUUGAUGUGACAGUUUCCACUGGCAAAUGUAGUCCUACAGUGAGCCCACACAUCUGUGCUUUUGGGUCAGGCCAGCGCCAGUUGAAAUGGGACCUGCUUUGGCUUUGCUCUCCCCAACUUGACCUGGAUUUCAAGCAGUGGAAAUGCUCAGAAAUAGAGCCUGCACGAGUCAAGCACAUCCCUCUAGUGCACCACUGAACAUAAAAGCGGAAUCUAAACCAGCAGAUUAGUAUGCGGUUAUGAAUUUUCAGAAAGGAUUUUUUUUUUUUUGUCAGCUGGUGGUAUAAAUGUAGAAAAUCUCUUUUUAAACAACUCCCAGACAACAGAUGGUACAGGGUUUUCAGUUGAGCUUUACUACUGUGCAGUUGUAGAUGUUCUGAUUUACGAUGGUAGGGUGGUAGACUUGUUUGCGUUGUCAGUUUUGGUCUGAAUAAAUGUUGGUUAGCUUAUUAUUCAAUCAGGGAAAUAAAAUGUACAAACACAUGGAAGAGAUUACAGCUUCUUGUGACUCCCUAGUUCAGCAAAUUAUUUGAUUAAAAAAGAAGUGAGAAGAUUCACGUCUGUCUUCUGAUGCCUUUUUGUGACUUUUUUUUUUCUUUUCCUUUUUUCAGUUCAUGGCAUUUCUUGGCUCUUGCAACUAAUCAAGUCCCAAUACCUUUUCAUGCAAAAACAUCAUCAAAGUAAAUGUAAUCAUUUAAGUAAUCAUUUAAGUAAAAUUGCUUGUCCUACAUACAAAUUCAUCAGUACAAAUUGAACUGUAACUUGCAAUCCAAAUAAAAGAGAUCACUGUUUUUUUUAA